This is a messenger RNA of Cooperia oncophora, 1329 nucleotides long. Lineage: Eukaryota; Metazoa; Nematoda; Chromadorea; Rhabditida; Trichostrongylidae. The record is from the annotation of a GenBank genome assembly.
AUGUGGACAAUUCGGCGGUGCAGACGAAGGCGUCUCAAGAAACAUGGAGGCGUAACAGAAUUCUGCCUGGAACUGGAAAGGCUGUCAAGAGAAGCCUAUCCAGAUGCAUCGGAAGAAGAACUGUCCCGUACAAGGGCAGGUGAACUGGUGAGCCAGCUAACCGACUGGCCAGAAUACCUCCAACUUUUUACGACAAUGGAGAUAGCUCCAAAGGAGCAGGCGUAUGACAUGGUGAAAGCCAUGGCACAAAGAUGUGAAAGGAGUAAGCAAGUAGCGGCUGCAAUGCGUAAUGCCAUGGAAGGUCAUGCUCGAAAGAGCCAGGACGGCAGAUUACGUAAAGUUGAUCGCAGUCAUGAUGCUCGGCAAGUCCAAAACACUGUGAACACAUUGGAAGGUGGAAGCAGUAAGCUCGAUGUCCGCGAUGCGACGGCUCAGCGGAGACCCGUCGGAAAGUGUUUCAACUGUAACAAGCAAGGACAUCUGAGAAAGGACUGCACGAUGCCGAAGAAGAACGCUACUGUUACUGAAAAGGUUACUAAAUCGGCUCAGCAAGCAGAGCCGGCGAGAAUUUUUACCGCGUCCUUGAGGAAAUGGAUAUGUGGAGCAGUAGAGGUCGACAACAAGCACUUCACGCAAAGCGUUGUUGGACACUGGGUCGCAAAUCAGCAUCAUACCACUGCAAGUACUCCAGGCAGCAUUGGAGUCCGGUUUGACUUGGAUGCCGACGUCGAAGAGAUUCCGUUGGACCAGCAAAAGCAGGUAUUCGAUGCUUCGGGCAACAGAAUGUCCUUCAAAGGAGCGAUCAGACUGACGCUGCAGAUGAGCGACGGACAGUCAAGAUCGGUACCUAUCCAAUGUACUGAUGUCGUAUGGGAAGGUGGAGAGAAGGCAGUUGAGGUGCCGGUAACAAACACCUUUGCAGGAGCAAAGAUCUUCCGACUAGGGGAGGAGGUGGGAAUCCUCGAACCCGCAAAAGUCGUUGAAGUCAAGCCUGUCACGUAUUCGGGAGACAUGUUGGGGCGCACAGUGGAAGCUCCUACAGACCGAGAAGACAGACUUUUGAAGUUGCUCCGCGACAACAGGACAAACGCAGAGAAUAGCGAAGAAGUUGAAAAUCUCGUCAAGAGCUACGCUCAAGUCUUUGCGAACCCUGGUCUUCGAAGUGACCUGCUCGUUCAAUUACUAUUAUCCAAAUUGGGUGAUCACCCUGACGCGAUGGCAAAAGCACCAGUAAGACACGUAAGAGGAGAGAACGCUAGCAAUCUCGUAGACGCAUCACGACAGAAAUUUGAAGUGAAUGACGACACGACCUCUGAAGGCAUACAUUGA